Molecule: messenger RNA, 3163 nt
Organism: Struthio camelus australis
Lineage: Eukaryota; Metazoa; Chordata; Aves; Struthioniformes; Struthionidae
Source: RefSeq, a predicted model, not a curated record
CUCCUCUUCGGGUGCCCUUGAAAAUGGUUUGAAACCUAAUGAAGAGCCCCUUCUCAGGAAAAAUCCCCAUCGAUUUGUCAUCUUCCCCAUCCAGUACCCAGACAUAUGGAAAAUGUAUAAACAGGCUCAAGCUUCCUUUUGGACAGCAGAAGAGGUUGACUUGUCAAAGGACCUGCCGCACUGGAACAAGCUAAAAGCAGAUGAAAAAUACUUUAUCUCUCAUGUUCUGGCCUUUUUUGCAGCCAGUGAUGGAAUUGUAAAUGAAAACCUGGUGGCGCGUUUUAGUCAGGAGGUGCAGAUCCCAGAAGCUCGUUGUUUCUAUGGCUUUCAGAUCCUUAUUGAGAAUGUUCACUCAGAGAUGUACAGCUUGCUUAUAGACACUUACAUCAAAGAUCCUGAGAAAAGGGAUUUUUUAUUUAAUGCUAUUGAAACAAUGCCUUGUGUCAAGAAGAAGGCAGAUUGGGCUCUGAAGUGGAUUGAAGACAGAGAAUCUACUUUUGGUGAGAGGGUGGUUGCCUUUGCUGCAGUUGAAGGGAUCUUCUUUUCGGGUUCCUUUGCUGCUAUAUUUUGGCUGAAGAAGAGAGGCCUGAUGCCUGGACUGACUUUCUCCAAUGAACUUAUUAGCAGAGAUGAGGGUCUACACUGUGAUUUUGCUUGCCUAAUGUUCCACUAUUUAGUGAACCGACCAUCAGAAGAGAGGGUCCGUGAUAUCAUUGUUAACGCAGUUGAAAUUGAGCAGGAAUUUCUAACAGAGGCGUUACCUGUAGGUCUAAUUGGAAUGAAUUGCACUUUGAUGAAACAAUAUAUUGAAUUUGUUGCAGACCGGUUACUUAUGGAGCUUGGGUUCUCAAAGAUCUUUCAUGCAGAAAAUCCUUUUGAUUUCAUGGAGAAUAUUUCUCUGGAAGGAAAAACAAAUUUCUUUGAGAAGCGGGUUUCGGAGUAUCAACGUUUUGCUGUUAUGGCAGAAACAAUGGACAAUGUUUUCACUCUGGAUGCAGAUUUUUGAUACCUUGACCAAGAAAGGGUGACAGUUUCCCUUUCCCCAUCUCACUUCCUGCUGUGAAGUUGUCUCUAGUUCCUCUCCUGGAAUUGGAGUCUACUGGAAUUUUUUUUUCCUGGCUUUUCAUGAUCUUUGUCUGCAGAGGAAACACAUUUUGCUCUGUGUCAUUUCAAAAAAAAGAAAAAAGGUCAUUUUUUAAAAAUUUAUAUGACUUUUUAAAAGGAUGGCCUUUUUAAGAUUCCCUUGAUAUAUCUGCUGUGAUUGCCGACUUCAAACAAUGACCCGGAUACUACUACUUUUUUAAAGACUACAUUAGUGUUUUAAGAAAGCAAGCUAUGUGUUUGCCUCAUAUUAUGGUAUUUUGAUCUGAAAACCAGAUGAGGUAUCACUCUAUGUAUAUAUGUUGCUAUAAAUUAUUUUCAUGGUUUGUAUUUUCAUGUUUAUAGAUUUGAUCUAGAGUAAAUACUCUUUUCCUGCUGCAGAAAGAGUAAUAAGUGAAUUUGGAAAGAUGUCAAUAGGCUAUGAGCUGUACAGUCUUAUUAAGCCUAAGGAUACAGUUUGAUAUCCCCAUUAACCUGGGUUUUGUCUGAAGCAGUUUUCACUCUGAUUGCCAACAUGAUGCCUACUGGUAGAAGUUUUAAGACAAAAAUCAUAUAUAUUUGAUUUACAGCUGUUAUUAAAUAGGUCAGUGUACCUUGAAUGGUCCUUGGAAAGGCAAGCCUGUAAAUAAUGGAGUAAAAACACAUCCUAUAGUUUGGCUUGUGCAGCCUGCUUUUCCCUGCUUCUCUUAACAAGUGCCUUACUAAGAAGCCUGUGGCUGGGCUGAGUUGCAGCCAGCAUCGGAAACUGGAACAGCUGGCUCUGGGUAUUGGCUUUGCUCUCACCAUUGUACUGGGUGAUUUGAUAUUCUCCCCUUCUCAGUUUCACCUGAGCAUUGAUGGUGUGAGAAGGCAUAUCAUUCCCGGGUAUUAUCUCUUGAGGUACUACAAACAUGUGACCUGAGCUGUAAGGAAACCCCAUAACGUAUUGAGGUACUUUCAGAAUUGCAUGUUUAAUGUGACCCAUUGAAGUGUCGUGAGAGAGCUUUUUUAGCAUAAGGUAUUAAACCCUUUUAAAAACAAAUCUCAAAGUAGUAUGGGUUAUCAACAUUUUGCAAAUGACUGCUGUAUGGUUUUUGGUGUGUUCCAGUGCCUGAAAACUUUUUAAUUUCCUGAUAACAGGCACAGAGAAUAGAGCAGCUGAAAAACGGCUAAUACGCUAUAGCGAUACUUGGGAUGAAAAAGAUAGUAUUCAUUUGUAGGUGAAUUAUUUGCAAUUAGAUAGGCUCACUUUUUUUUUUCCUCAAAGGUGAAGAAAGUGUAUAUGAACUAGAUGAUGGGUUCUGCUUUAUUAAAUCCAAGCAUUUUUUCAUAAUAUCCAGCACUUCAUGUAAGAGCUUUUAUAAGCGUCUGUCUUGUUGUUCCAAAUGUCUUGUGCCGCUUUCAAUAUGCCUGGCCUAAGAUGAGCUGACAGUUUAGGAUUAUCAGUGAUGGGAUGAUACAAAUUUAUUUCCCUGCCAGCCCAGAUGAGCCACGGCCCAGGCUAUCUGAGUUCCUUCAGAUAGAUCUGUCGCGUGAGCAUGGUUCCUAGUGAACAAUUAUCCCUGGGGUAAAAAUAAGCAGCAAAACUAGCUCUUGCUUUUUCUUUGGUCUCAGCAAAAGAUCAUAAUUUCUUAAUGAGCAUAAAAACAGGACAGCUCUUUUUCCUAGAGAAUAGCAUGCCUCAUUUGCUAUAAAGUAUGUGGAGGGCAGGGGGGGGCCUGAAGAGUACAAGAAAAAGCUGGAACUGGUGUCACUCAAUAAUGUCCUGCAAUUGCAGAAGACCUGCAGGCUCCAGAGAGACAACCUAGCGCCUUUUGCAAAUAUUGUGUUGAUGUGGGGGAAAGACAGGUCUACUGGAGAAAUGGAACCUGUUUAUAGUCACUAAAAGUAAUAAAAACCAUUUUUUUUUGGUGUUGUGACUUAAGAUGAGAGUAUACAAAAUAUGUAAAAGUUUCAUAUUUGAAUGUCCUCAGGUUCUCUAAAUGUAUAUGAGAUACCAAAGUGUGGUUACAACCCCAUUCCCCCAUAUAUGUGUAAAAUAUUUAUAUAGUUUCAAUAAAACUUGAACAUGGAGAGGAAUAUA